AUUAAAUGAGUAGUGCUGUUACUAGAGCAGGUUAAAAGGUAUUAGAUUAAACUUUAAAGUUAGUGGAAAGAAUUUUGGGGUUAAUAAAUAACUAAGAAUACACAAUUAGAAGAUAAAAAGAGUGAAGCUUAUGAAUUAAACAAUUAUUUUUAAAUGGCUGAAAGAACAUUGAUUACAAUCAGCUAAUGUCAUUCAUGUAUUUAUGAAUAAAUAUUAUGCAGAGUUACAAAUACAAUAUAAUCAAUGUGCAAUGAUUGUUACUAAAAUAUUUGAACAUGAAAUAGGAUCCAAUAAAUUAAUUGCUAACAAUCUAGUCAAAAUGUUCUAAAAAAUAUCUGAAUUACAUGGAGAAAAGGUUACACCCAUUUAUUAAUUAAAACUUGAAUUAAAACCAUGGUUUGAUACAAUAGAAUAGAUUAAAAUAUUGUUGGAAAGAUAUUAGGAGGAUAGAUUAAUUUAUGAUCAUUAUAAAUUGAAAAUGAAAGAUUUGUAAAAUAGCAAGGAUUCUGAAAAGAUAAAUAGAGUAUACAUUAUUAAUUAAAAUAGAACGAAAGAAAAUUAGAAAAGGCUACAACUGCUUAUUAAAAUAUUUGUAUAGACAUGAUAGGUAAAAUGGAAAAUAUUAUAUCAAAUAAAAUUAGGGUGAUGAAUGUUGUAUUAUCCUCAAUUAUAAAUAUAGAACAUGAUGUUUCUACAUAAGAAAGUAAACGAUUCAGUGAAUGUUUGGAUUAUGAUAAAGAAUUUUCAGAUGGAAAUGUUACUAAAUAAGUUUAAGUAGAACCUUAAGAAUAAUAAAAUAAUUUUAUUAACAAAACUAGAAAACUAUUGAAUUAACAACCUGCUGUAUAAAAUAAAUUAAAUUAACAAUAGAAUCAAAUUAAAUAACCAUAAUUUGGAGAAACUCCUACACCUAAUCCAGACUCUGAUCCAUUUGAAGAAUUUAAUAGAGUAUCCCUUAAAUUCGCUAGAGAAUUUAACAAUGAUUCUGAAUCUCCAGCAUUGUGCAAAGAUUCUAGACUUUCUAAAUAAAAUCAAGAAUAAUAAUCGAUGACUUCAAUUUAAUAAUAAUAAGAAUAACAUUAUUAGAGUGUUAAAAAUUAAAGAAAGUAGUUAGAAUAAUCAGGUUUUUAAUAAUAAAAUUAAUAUGAUUUUAAUUAAGCAUUUUCAAAUCCUUUUGCAAAUUCAUAAUAACAAUAACCAGAAUAAUAAGAAUAAUAAUAAUAAUAACAAUAAUAAUAAUAAUAAUAAUAAUAAUAAUAAUAAUAAUAAUAAUAAUAAUAAUAAUAAUAAUAAUAAUAAUAAUAACACUAAUAACAAUAAUAAUAGCAAUAAUAAUAAUAAUAAUCACCAUAAUAACAAUAAUCACAAUAAUACUUAUAAUAAUAAUAAUAAUAGCAAUAAUAUUAAUAAUAAUAAAAAUAACAACAAUAAUAAUAACCAUAACAUCAAUAAGAUUUUAAACUUUAUUAAUCUGUGAUUGUUUAAUCUAAUACUUCUUGGAAUCCUUUUGAAAACAAUUAAAAAAAUUAAUAAUCAUUUAGAAAAGGUAUUCGAAAUCCAUUUGAUGAUGAAAUUGAUAAUACGUAUGUUUAAUAAUAGCAAAAUACUUAAUUAUAAACUCCAUCAUAAAUUUUAUCAUAAAGAUCAAACAAUCCAUUUAUGAAUGAAAAUAAUCAAUAGCCUGCGGCAAGAAUGUUUUAGACUUAUUAACCAAGCAACCCCUUUGCUGAGUAGUAGAAGUAGACAAAUUAAAAUAUGUCAAAGAAUCCUUUCAUUUGA
Paramecium sonneborni is the source of this 1779-nucleotide messenger RNA. NCBI's taxonomy places the organism in Eukaryota, Ciliophora, Oligohymenophorea, Peniculida, Parameciidae. The record is from the annotation of a GenBank genome assembly.